UGUGUACGUCUGUUGACUUUUGUCGUUUGUUCCUCUUUUUUUAUUUUUUAUUUACACAUAUAUAUACCUACACACAUCUAUACACAUGCAUAUCAUGUAUAUAUAUUUUAUGUAUAUCACUAAUUAUGUUUUCAUUUUCUGAUCUAAACCCUCCGUAACACCAUGGUAUCUGUGUGAUGCCGUUCUAGCUUAUCCUCGUAUCUUAUUGUUUUGCAGAAAAAAAAGAAACCUUUUCCCAAAACGUUCCGUUUUGAUUACAACUCUAUUGGACCUUUCUGUAGAUGUCUGCUUAAAUUAUAUCCAAAGUAUUCGUUUGCAAAAUUAUCCACUUCAUUAGUUCCGAAGACACAAACACAGCUGUAUGACUACAUAGAGAGAAAUUUUUAUUUAACCUCCAACCACUUUAGCCUGGAACAGACUCUAACUAUCUUUCAUGAAGUUUUCCUGUUUGUCUUCUUUGUUUAUUAUUCAUUAAUGUUACUCAGCUUCAGAACUCCUCCCAUGCUUUUACCUUCAUCAAUGGUGAAUCUUCUUUGGUUUUUAACCCUACACUAUUAUUGAUGGUCUACCAUCAAUAAUUUUUCAGUCAUUAACAACUGAUUUUUAAAGAUGUCUUUCUUCAUUAUCUCUUGAAUAAAAUGCUUAACAAACUGCUACAGAGCAAUGAAGGGACCUUAUGACCCAGAGAUGUGACUUCGUAAGGAAUGUUUUGAUUAUUCUUACACAUAAUUGAAGAAUGAGGGAGCGUCUAUGGAGUCAAAAUAGCAGCCAUAUCACUUACAAAUCACACCUUAAAAAACAAAAACAAAGAGCAUAUUGAAUAAUGUAGCCCUUGAUACAUUAUUGCUGAAAACAAAACAGCGUGGACACAUCUUGAAAACUUUUGAUCAGAGGUCAACUUAUUUAGGGCUGACCUAGAGCUAAACAACAAUAGUAACAACAACAACAUCAUGAUGAAGUACACACUGGAGAACUGUUCAAGUUCUGAAUAUUCCAAGCUCAUGUAUUCUCUCCAGUCUAUGUAUGCCUUAGGAAACCAGUUCAGUUAUGAUCUAUGCAAUAAAGUAUUCCUCUCAAGAGACCCACAUGUUGCUGCAAGUGGGUUAUACAGCCAAAAACCUGCCAAACUUAACCAGCCUGGACAAAUCAACAACAACAAUAACAGCAACAGCUGCAACAACAACAACAACAACAACAAUAACAACAACAACAACAACAGUAACAAUAAUGGCAUGCCUAGCACCGGUAAUAAUAUUCCAUCUGCAGGAAUCUCUAUAAACGCAACCUCACAGAAACCUUACAAGUGCGAAAUCUGCCGUAAGGGCUUUGCACGCAGAACUAAUCUUGACAAUCAUGAACGGGCACCAGCUGAUGAAAAGCAUUUUUAUUGUGGCCACUGCAGUAAGGCAUUUUCACAGCGGGCUCACCUAAAAACUCAUCAGAUGACACACAGUGGUGAGAAACCAUAUAGCUGUGAAUUCUGUAAUAAAACCUUUGCCCAACGGGCAAAUUUUGACAAUCACCGACGCACCCACACUGGUGAGCGGCCUUUCCAUUGUGAAUUCUGUGACAAAUGCUUUUCACAGAGAGCAAAUCUGGAUAGUCACAUUCGCACCCAUACAGGUGUGAAGCCUUAUGCUUGCACUACGUGUUCCAAGUCAUUUACGCAACAGACAAACCUGAAGAAUCAUGAACGCAUCCAUACUGGGGAGAAACUGUAUGAGUGCAAUAUAUGCAGCAAAGCUUUUUCACAGCAAAUCAAUUUGAAAACACAUUAUCGUAUACACAGUGGUGAACGGCCAUAUGUUUGUACCUACUGCCCUAAAGCAUUUGCACAACAAACAGACUUGAAGAAUCAUGAACGAACUCACACAGGUCAAAAACCUUACAUUUGUACUGUGUGCUGCAAGUCAUUUGCUCAGCAAGGAAAUCUGAAAGUGCAUUUCCGAACUCACUCUGGUGAAAAACCAUACAGCUGCGAUUUGUGCAGUAAGUCUUUUUGCCAGAAAGCAAAUCUCGACAGUCAUCGCCGAAUUCAUACUGGAGAGAAACUGUUUCAAUGUCCAGAGUGCAGUAAAAGCUUCACACUAAAUAUCAAUCUUAAAAAUCAUAUAAGAACUCAUACGGGAGAAAAACCAUUUGUUUGUCAGUUCUGCACUCGAGGAUUUUCUCAACAAACAGACCUCAAAAAUCAUGAACGUACACACACAGGUUUAAAACCAUAUGUCUGUAUAGUUUGCAGGAAAAGCUUUGCUCAGCAAGGAAAUCUAAAAAUUCACAUGAGGACUCAUUCUGGUGAAAGACCAUACAGUUGUGAAUUCUGCCCAAAAUCUUUCUGUCAGAGAGCAAACUUGGACAGUCACAGGCGUACACAUACAGGAGAACGUCCAUUCAAGUGUGAUUUAUGUGAUAAAUCCUUCCCCCAAAGAGCAAAUUUAGACAGCCACCGUCGAACACACACUGGAGAAAAGCCUUUCUCAUGUGAGUUGUGUUCAAAGUCAUUCUCACAGAGAGCUAACUUAGAUAACCACAGACGAACACAUUCAGGUCAAAAGUCAUUUCAUUGUCAAUUUUGUGAAAAGUCUUUUGCACAAAAGGCUAAUCUGAAAAAUCAUUUACGCACUCACCACAAUUAUGAAAUGCCAUUCUCAGACUCUAAUAGUUCUAAUGUAUCACAGAACUGUCUUAAUCUAUCAUCAGCAACUGACAUGCGCAGAAAUUCCCUCCAACAGACAAUGAUAUCCAAUGGACAAUCAAAACAGUCAAAAGCUAAAAAUUCCCACAAGGAGCGCCAAGAGAACUUCCCAUCAAAUCAGCCACUUUCCUCUACUUCAGCCCUUUGUCUCCAACCACCUGCUAUUGGAUCUCCAUGGGUGAACUCUUCCUACUUGUCCCAGAUGCCACAAACUUGGGAUAGCAAUUAUUUCUGGUCAAGACCAUUUUCAAUCCCACACUUAACAGGUUCUGGUGGAGAUUGGACCAAUUCACCUGGUUCUUCGGCUUCACAAUUUGGUGGAGAUAGCAGUGGUGGUGGUGGUGGUGGUGGUGGUGCCAAAUAUUCUAAUGAUUCCUUGACAACAGAAAGCCUAACAUCUUUCAACAAAGGUCAUCAAGUUCAGUUCUUCAGCUUUUCCACAGAAUCUUUUAAACUUCAAGCAUGA
Molecule: messenger RNA, 3161 nt
Organism: Octopus bimaculoides (California two-spot octopus)
Lineage: Eukaryota; Metazoa; Mollusca; Cephalopoda; Octopoda; Octopodidae
Source: RefSeq, a predicted model, not a curated record